Messenger RNA from Lathyrus oleraceus (garden pea), 2115 nucleotides. RefSeq lists its product as uncharacterized. Bases 326 to 1921 code for a protein of 531 amino acids. Gene Ontology annotation, biological process: regulation of gene expression. Lineage: Eukaryota; Viridiplantae; Streptophyta; Magnoliopsida; Fabales; Fabaceae. The transcript has 2 exons. Gene Ontology annotation, cellular component: peroxisome. The record is from RefSeq and is a predicted model, not a curated record. Gene Ontology annotation, molecular function: RNA nuclease activity.
ACCUCACCACACUAUUUACCAUCUCCACUCUCAUCCCUAAUAAAAUAACUCACCGACCUAACCCAACCUCUGUCCUAAAUCUUGUUUCUUCGAAAUUACACCCACACCAGGUUCUUUCUUUCUCUCUCCCAUAGUUAAAUAAUCACGCGUUUCUUGUACGGUAAUGUUCUUCGGGAUUUGAUCAUUCACUUGCUUCUUCUUACAGGAUAAAACCUCAAUCACGGAUUCAUAUGCGUCUCGACCAUCAUCGUAUUUGAUUCUCCAUUAAUUAUUGCUACUUCCUUAUUUAUUAUACAUAAGGAAGUUCUGGUUUUCUAGUACACUGAUGGCUAACUCAAGUAGCAGAUUUACACCGACGAUGUCCGAAGACUCCUCGGAGCAGAAGGGACAAAAUAUUACUGAAUCGAAUGCAAGCAUAAUUCAGUGUCCUUUAAGCCAGCAACACCGUAGCUCUUUAGAUGGCCCAGUUUCUAUCCUUUGGGAUAUUGAAAAUUGUCCUGUUCCGAGUGAUGUACGCCCAGAAGAUGUAGCUGGUAAUAUAAGAAUGGCUCUGCAAGUGCACCCGGUAAUUAAAGGAGUUGUUAUGAUGUUUUCUGCUUACGGGGAUUUCAACGCUUUCCCCAGGCGACUAAGAGAGGGCUGUCAGAGAACUGGUGUUAAACUCAUUGAUGUUCCCAAUGGGAGAAAAGAUGCUGCUGACAAAGCGAUUUUGGUUGACAUGUUCUUAUUUGCUCUUGACAAUCCUCCACCGUCCUCUAUCAUGCUAAUCUCUGGAGAUGUUGAUUUUGCUCCAGCGCUCCAUAUUCUUGGUCAACGGGGAUACACUGUCAUUCUUGUCAUCCCUGCUGGGGUUGGUGUUUCAUCUGCCUUAUGCAAUGCUGGUAAAUUUGUCUGGGACUGGCCUGUUGUAGCUCGUGGAGAAGGUUUUGUCCCUCCCUCAAAGUUAUUGGUGCAACCUCGUGGAAGUUCAGUUGAGCUUGCUGGAUAUUUGAUGGGAUGUCAUAUCAAUGAUAGUGCGGAUGGACAAAAUGAAGAGGAAGCGAUAGUUUAUAGAGGGAUGUCACAGAGCUAUUACAACUCAAGAGAGUUUUCUCUGGUAUCACAAUCUCUAUCUGAAUAUAACCCACCACACAUGUCUUACUUGCCAACAUCUACGAGAUCAUAUAGCCUUCCAUCUGGAUUGAAUGAUGUUGCUGGAGGACCUAUGCCUUCUAGCGACAAUACUGAAUGCCAGGUAUGGGUACAGCCUGGAGAUUUAAAUGGUCUCAAGGGUCAGUUAAUAAGGUUGCUCGAACUAUCUGGCGGAAGCCUGCCCCUGGUCCGAGUGCCAGCAGAGUACCAGAAACUUUACAGUAAGCCACUUUUUAUAUCUGAAUAUGGAGCAUUUAAGUUGAUCGAUCUUUUCAAAAAAAUGGACGAUGCCAUUUCUGUGGAAGGGAAAGGGGCUCGCAGAUUUGUGUCUCUCAGAAACAAGAAGGGAGGCACAAGCGCUCCUCCGCUGUCUCUUGCAAAAAGAGAUAAAAAGGGAAAAGGGACACUGGAAGAGACUACUACAAAUGCUGUCAUCGGCGGCUGCUCUUCAGAUGAAUUGUCAGAUGAAGAAAGAGUAGUCGUAGAAGAACACGAUGGAAGAAAUUUUACAGGAAAGCGUAAUAAGGGGAGAGCAGCCAGAUGCCAAAUUGAUGGGCGUGUUCUUGAGCACUUUAAGUGCGAACUGCAGGAAAUUCUUGUCAGCUACUCCUGUCGGAUACUUCUAAGUUGUUUCGAAGCUGUGUACAAGCAACGAUACAAGAAACAGUUGGAAUAUCAGCAAUUUGGCGUGGACAAGUUGGAGGAUUUGUUGGAGAAAGUGAGUGAUGUGGUAGUAUUGCACGAGGAACCAGUAAGCAAGAGGAAAUUCCUGUCUGCAGUUGGUGGUUAGAAAACUUCAGCAAGAGACUGAUUGCUAUUUGUUUUAUAAUAACAUACAUCUUUUCAGUUAAUUUAUUUCUUAUGUAUUUUGUAAACAUGAUCUGCUGGGCGUAUGUGUUUUUUUAUAGUCACUGGCCUGCAUGUAUUUGAACCUUGUAAAAUUUAUGUGCGAAUGUGUAAAAGUAGUAGGCAUUUUCACUUUUA